Messenger RNA from Penicillium bovifimosum, 933 nucleotides. Its product is annotated as tyrosine-protein phosphatase. Gene Ontology annotation, molecular function: phosphoprotein phosphatase activity. Gene Ontology annotation, biological process: dephosphorylation. Lineage: Eukaryota; Fungi; Ascomycota; Eurotiomycetes; Eurotiales; Aspergillaceae. The record is from RefSeq and is a predicted model, not a curated record. Bases 1 to 933 code for a protein of 310 amino acids. The transcript has a single exon.
AUGAUAGGCCUUUUCGAGACCAGUGAGGUUGCUUUCUUACCGAUGAAUUCCAUUUUCCGCUUCCUACGAUCUUUUUGGAAAGCAAAAGACAAAUCUGAUUCCAAAACUCCCAGCCCAUCCGAUGAGACAAAUCGACCACCCUGGGCCAGGGAGCUGGACGGUUUCUACAACUUCCGAGACAUUGGCGGCUACAGGGUCCCAGGCAACAAGGUCGUCAAAUCCGGUAUUAUAUUCCGCAGCGCCAAUAUGGACCAUGUAACACUCGCCGGAAUCCAUGCGCUACGGGACAAGCUCGGCGCCUGUUGCGUGUUCGAUCUGCGUUCCAGCGGAGACAAUGGCCAGCCGAACCCACAAAUAGGUUCGGAGCAAGGAAUCACGGUGCAUAGUGUUACAGCCAUGGAUUGGGAAAAGAGUAAAAAGCCCGUGCAAGAGCAUUUCUCCUUGCUUGCAAGCGACCUACUUGCUUCUUUUAUGGUAAUCUACCAGCACCUGGCUGUCGAAAGUGCACCGGCAUUCCGCGAAAUUCUCACACACAUCAUCAACAAACCCGGUCACCCGAUCAUCAUCCACUGCGAGCUCGGAAAAGACCGUACCGGUAUAUUCAUUGCGAUUCUUCUCAAAUUGUUGGGUGUAACGGACGGCGAAAUCGCAGAAGAUUACCACCGCACUGAGGGCCUAAUCGAUAGUCUCACCGCGGUCAAAACCGAGAAAUAUCGUCGAAGUCCAUAUUUGAAACAGCCCUUGAUUGCCAUUGAGAAACACUUUUUGGCCCCAAAGGAUGUCAUGGAAGCUUUCUUAGCUCACAUCAAUGACACCUAUGGAGGAGUUUGUGGGUACAUGCGAUUCAUAGGGCUUGAUGCGGCAGAUAUCAAUCGAAUCAGGCAGAACCUUUGUUUACCGCUGGAGUGUACACAUCAACUUAACUGGAGAUGA